AGGAGCAGACAGACACGCCGUCUGCCGCCGCUCUACAGGUCUUUUGCCCGUUUGGGUGCAGAGUGUGAGUGUCUUAGAUCUGCCGUUCAUUCAGUGAAGUCAAGUGGAGUGAUCAGACUGAGGCAACAUGUGGACUGCACGUCCACAAAAAGAGCAGGCGAGCCCUGCUCAGGGCCCUGACUGCUAAGCAUGCUGGGUAAGGCUCCACCGACAACCAGCAAUCUCGACCUGGUGAGCUCUGAAGCCUCGGACGCCACGCCGGACACAGACGCGCUCGACGACAUCGACAUGGCCGACCUUGUGGAGAGCCUGGAUACCAGAGAGCUGGACCUGGAGGAGGGGGAGGAGGCCGACUGUGAUGGGAACUACUUAGGAGACUGUCGCAUCCCGUUCUCGGCCGUGUACGCCACGGUGGGCUUCAGGGAGGCCAGCGCCAAGGUCUACCUCCCCACCGUGCCCAUCACCGCCCGCAUCCUGGAGGUGGAGAGGUUCACCACGGCGCAGGACCGCUUCAACGUGUCGCAGCACAGGAGCGUCAACAAGUCCCUGCCAGCGGUGUUUAAGAUUGAGCUGAAGCAUGGGGAGUUCACCUGGGUGGUCAAGAGGAAGGAGAAACAUUUCUUGGAGCUGCACAGGGAGAUGAGGACCUACAAGACCUUAAUGAGGAUACCGCUGCCGACACGCAGCCACACGGUGCGCAGGAAGACGGUGAGGAAGAACGAGGUGCGGGAGAUGCCCUCCCUGCCCCGGGGCGGCAACGACGACCUGGUCCGAGACGAGCAGGUGUCCAGCAGGAGGAGACAGUUAGAGGACUAUUUGAACAAGCUGCUGAGGAUGGCCAUGUACCGCAAAUAUCACCACACUAUGGAGUUUAUUGACGUCAGCCAGCUGUCCUUCAUUCAUGACUUGGGGCCCAAAGGACUGGAAGGAAUGAUCUAUAAGCGCUCCGGUGGGCAUCGUAUCCCCGGAAUGAACUGCUGCGGCCACAGCCAAGCCUGCUACCGCUGGUCCAAGCGAUGGCUCGUGGUAAAGGACUCGUGCUUGCUGUACAUGAAGCCGGACACGGGGGCGAUCUCCUUCGUCCUGCUGCUGGAUAAAGAGUUCAGCAUCAAGAUGGACUCCAAAGAAACAGAGACCAAACACGGGGUCCGGAUCGACAGCCUCUCCAGGACCCUGGUGUUCAAGUGCAGCAGCUACAGACACGCUCGCUGGUGGGGUCAGAGCAUCGAGAGCUUCGUGAGGGCUCACGGGAAGGCUUUCCUCCGAGAUCACCGCUUCGGAUCCUUCGCACAAGAACAGGAGAACGUCUUCGCCAAAUGGUACGUGAACGGAAAGACGUACAUGGAGGACGUGGCCGACGCUCUGGAGGAAGCUAAGGAGGAAAUCUUUAUCACUGACUGGUGGCUGAGUCCAGAGAUUUUCCUAAAGAGACCGGUUGUGGAAGGAAACAGGUGGAGGCUGGACUGUAUCCUCAAACGGAAAGCACAACAGGGAGUACGAAUCUUUGUCAUGUUGUAUAAGGAGGUGGAGCUCGCUCUGGGCAUCAACUCCGGCUACAGCAAGAGAACGCUCAUGCACCUGCAUCCCAACAUCAAGGUGAUGCGCCACCCAGACCACGUUUCCUCCUCCGUCUAUCUGUGGGCGCAUCACGAGAAGAUCGUGGUCAUUGACCAAUCGGUGGCCUUCGUGGGCGGGAUCGACCUGGCCUACGGUCGCUGGGACGACCGAGAGCAUCGGCUGACGGACGUGGGGAGCGUGACGCGCUCCGUGGCGCUGGAGCAGGCUGGCUCCACCAACACCCCGUCUACCAACGCCGUAUCCUCGUCCGCCGAAUGCGUCUCUCAGAGCAACGGCCGCGGGACGCCGCCCGGGGAGCCCGUGGACCUGCCCAAGCUGAAAGGCAUCGGCCGGAACAGGAUCGUCCGCUUCAGCAUCUACAGACACCUGCAGAAACACACCCUGCAGCACGUGGACAGCGUGAGCAGCGUCGACAGCGCAGGGAGUGGCUCAGUGCGAAGUCUGAAGACCGGCGUUGGAGAGCUACAGGGAAACACUCGUUUCUGGCAUGGAAAAGACUACUGCAACUUUGUUUACAAGGACUGGAUCCAGCUGGAGAAACCUUUUGAUGACUUCAUUGACAGGUACACAACUCCCAGAAUGCCUUGGCACGACAUUGCCUCAGUGGUUCACGGCAGAGCGGCGCGCGAUGUGGCGAGACACUUCAUCCAACGCUGGAACUUCACAAAGAUCAUGAAACCAAAGUACCGCUCCCUGUCGUAUCCGUUCCUGCUUCCAAAGUCUCACACCAGCGCCGACGAGCUCAGAUACCAAGUCCCGGACUCUGUCAACGCCAAUGCGCAGGUGUUGCGGUCUGCGGCAGAUUGGUCGGCGGGGAUAAAAUACCACGAGGAGUCCAUCCACAAUGCCUACAUCCAGGUCAUCGCCAAGAGCAAGCACUACAUCUACAUCGAGAACCAGUUCUUCAUCAGCUGUGCAGACAACCGGACGGUCUACAACAAGAUCGGAGACGCCAUCAUCGAGAGGAUCAUCAGGGCGCACAAGGAAGGGAAGAAGUACCGCGUGUACGUGGUCACCCCCCUGCUGCCGGGCUUCGAGGGGGACAUCACCACCGGGGGAGGGAACGCCAUCCAGGCCGUCAUGCACUUCAACUACAGAACUAUGAUCAGAGGAGAAUACUCCAUCAUCUCCCAGCUGAAAAAAGAGAUGGACGACCAGUGGAUGAACUACAUCUCCUUCGCCGGUCUGCGGACUCACGCCGAGCUGGAGGGACGCCUGGUCACCGAGCUGAUCUACGUCCACAGCAAGAUGCUCAUCGCCGACGACAACACGGUCAUCAUUGGCUCGGCGAACAUCAACGACAGGAGCAUGCUGGGUAAACGUGACAGCGAGGUGGCGGUGAUCGUUCAGGACUGUGAGAAGGUCCCUGCUGUGAUGGACGGACAGGAGUACGAGGCCGGACCCUACGCUCUUCAGCUGCGCCUCGAGUGCUUCAAGACUGUCCUUGGAGGCCACACCGACUCCAGCAUUGACGUGUCGGACCCCAUCAGCGAUCGAUUCUACAAGGAGGUGUGGAUGACUACAGCCGGACGCAAUGCCACCAUUUAUGAGAAGGUGUUUCGCUGCCUGCCCUCAUCCCUGGUGAGGAACAUGUCGGAGCUGGAGCAGUACCAGUCCAAGCCGGGUCUGGCUCAGACCGACCUGGCCAGAGCUCAGGAGGAGCUGCGCAAAAUCCGCGGCUUCCUGGUCCAGUUUCCCCUGGACUUCCUGUCGGAGCACAACCUCAUGCCCUCCGUCGGAACAAAGGAAGCCAUGGUCCCCACUGAGCUCUGGACAUGAGACGCACAAUCCUCCCACCAGCGACUCACACACACCAAGUCAACUCUCUGGAUUGUGCUCUUCAUGAAGAUGCAAGAAAUCACUUUUGAUUAAUAUAAUCCAGGACUGAGGGCAGGAUUUGAAGUUCCUUUGGCCUGUAAUGACUGCUGGGCAUCGACAAAUCUCUUCAAUCUGUUUCUACUGAUAAACGGUAGUUAGGGCUUGUUGGGUUGAGCGUCAAGAUUUUGGACAUGAAGAACGCAAAUGAAUCACACCUGGAGACGGCGACUGUGGAACUGUAGCUGAAGGAUUCCUGAGGGACCAUCAUGGGGCAGGAGAGCAGCAGCGAUAAAUAUGCAGAUAUCAUAUGAAAUAUGUCAAUGCAUGUGAUCAAUGAGUUUGUGACGUACGGUGCAUUAGUGCUUUGUACGCUGUCGAUCAGCUCUCAGAUGAGCUGAGGAGCUUUAAGCACGUGCUGCUUUCCAUAAAUUCUCAGAAUUGAAAUGAGUGUUAAUCUCAGAUCUAUUGGGAUUUUUUGUUUUUUUUUUUGUUUUUGGGUACAAGACAUCUAAAAAUGUUCCACAGUUUGCAGCAGAGGCAGACGGACAAUUGUAUUGGUCUAACAGUAACGCCUGAUUUACUAACUGCUCCGAUCUGGUUAAGAUGACUGCCUUGAUGCACGUAUCGGUGACUUUCUUUUUGUUUUUGUUUUUGUUUUUUUUUUUGUUCAAGGUGUUUUGUGAUGUUUUCAUAAUGACAUCUGAACCUUCUGCAUCGCUGCAGUCAAGGUGAACCUAAUCUAACCCAGAUUAAAGACCUAACUCAUCCCAGAGUGGCACACGCAAUGAUGAAGAGUGAAAACCUGGCAGGGCGGUUGUGCCGGUGGCUGGAUGAGACAAUCAAACAGCGAUUUCGGUGUUUGCUCAGCAGAUGGUGCUACCUUUCCAAAUUUACUGCACUAGCUGUAUGAAGGCGUCAAACAGUUGGAGAUCUUUGAUUUAUUUGCAAAAAUAGUAAAAAAAAAAAAAAAUGAAGACACAAAAACAGAUGCAGAUGUCGAUGCGAAUUUUAAUCUAUUUAUUUUUGGUCAAAAGGACAUUUAUUGUUUUCUGAUGAUUAGGAAACGUCACUCUUUAGUCAGAUGUGGCUAUGAAGGCUUUCUUUAUUUCUAAUUUGGAGUUUUCGUCACAUGAAUUCGUUCGGUGAACCUGCCUAAAUGUGAAACUCACUGCUCACUUUUUGCCAUGAAAGAAUUAUUCGUGAAAGAUCAAGCUGAUCCUGCAGCUGUCAGGAUUCUCUAAAUCUGAUGGAGAAUGUGACCCGCGGGCGUUUCUUGAAGCAGAAACGGGCAAAGUAGACAAUUAUUGUAUUUUAUGGGACGUCACAAUAACUCGUUGAUAUUUCUUAAAUGGGACCAGAAAGUUGGCAAAUGUUGAAUGAUAACAGACGGAAACUAUUUGCUCGUUGUUUCGACGCGUUUUCUUCUCACUUAAUUGAUUUUGGACAACUCUUGCCUGUAAUGUUUACCCCUGCCACGGUUGUCAGUGCAUUAUUUAUGGGACAGGAAGCUUUUAACAGUCGUUAGACAUUUAUUUUGAACUGUACAGCAUGGUUGUAUAGAUACUCGAGGACUCUCUUUUUGCUCUCACUGCGACCCGUUGGUCCGACUUCCACAAGUUUUAUGUACCAUAACAUUUUUUUGUACAGCUGAACAUAUUUCUAAUUUUGUCCGUUCAUUUAACAAAGUGUAAUUUAAAUGGCUAACAAAUAAAAAUUAUCUAUCUUUCCUU
Molecule: messenger RNA, 5126 nt
Organism: Salarias fasciatus (jewelled blenny)
Lineage: Eukaryota; Metazoa; Chordata; Actinopteri; Blenniiformes; Blenniidae
Gene: pld1a
Product: phospholipase D1a
Exons: 26
Coding region: 190-3357 (1055 amino acids)
Biological process (GO): phosphatidic acid biosynthetic process; intracellular signal transduction; phospholipid catabolic process
Cellular component (GO): intracellular membrane-bounded organelle; plasma membrane region
Molecular function (GO): D-type glycerophospholipase activity; phosphatidylinositol binding
Source: RefSeq, a predicted model, not a curated record